Molecule: messenger RNA, 1159 nt
Organism: Striga asiatica
Lineage: Eukaryota; Viridiplantae; Streptophyta; Magnoliopsida; Lamiales; Orobanchaceae
Source: the annotation of a GenBank genome assembly
AUUAGUUUUAGCUUAAACUCACCCCUUCUUCGUGAUUUCAUCAAAAUCCUUUCUUUAUUCGAGUGUGAACGGCGAAAACCUUAGAGAGAGAGAGAGAGAAAGUGGGUGGUGCGAGCUAUGGGGAACGCUUACUGUGUGUUUUGCGGGUGCAUAGACCAAGCCAGCGUAGGUGUGAUCGAGAAGUGGGGGCGCUUCGACCGCCUCGCUCAGCCGGGCUUCCAACUCUUCAACCCCUUCGCCGGCGAAUGCCUAGCCGGAAUCCUGUCCACGAGGAUAAACUCCCUCGACGUCAAAAUCGAGACUAAAACCAAGGACAAUGUUUUUGUUCAGAUUCAUUGUUCGAUUCAAUAUAGAGUGAUCAAAGAAAAUGCUGAUGAUGCCUUUUAUGAAUUACAAAAUCCUCAAGAGCAGAUUCAGUCAUAUGUUUAUGAUGUGGUCCGAGCCCAUGUUCCUAAAAUGACUUUGGAUGAGCUGUUUGAACAAAAAAAUGAUGUGGCUCAAGCUGUAUUGGAAGAACUGGAGAAGGUGAUGGGAGCAUAUGGUUACAACAUUGAGCACAUAUUGAUGGUGGAUAUAGUCCCUGAUCCUGCUGUUAGGAAAGCAAUGAAUGAGAUAAAUGCAGCUCAAAGAAUGCAGCUUGCAAGCGUAUACAAAGGCGAAGCUGAGAAAAUUCUUCAGGUGAAAAAAGCCGAAGCAGAUGCUGAGGCCAAAUAUCUUGGUGGAGUUGGGGUUGCAAGGCAGAGGCAGGCUAUUACAGACGGGCUUCGGGAAAAUAUUCUGAAUUUCUCACACAAAGUGGAAGGCACAUCGGCAAAAGAGGUGAUGGACCUUAUAAUGAUUACCCAGUAUUUUGACACGAUUAAGGACCUUGGGAAUGGGUCCAAGAACACAACGGUUUUCAUACCUCAUGGGCCGGGCCACGUUCGGGAUAUUGGAGAGCAGAUACGUAAUGGGCUUAUGGAGGCAUCAUCAGCACAGGUCAGCACUGACCUAAUCUAAAGCUGUUUGUCUGUGUGAAUAUGUGUUAUACACGACUUCGUUCUCGAGUGUUUUUAUGAGAUUCGUAUAUGGAGGUUUUGGGAAGAAAUAGUAAUAAUUCUGCGUUGUUUUACGAUGCGCCUUUGGAAAGUGGUNGUUAUUUUUGCAGACUUUUAUGUUU